CCAUACCUCUACCCAUGAAUGUAAUCAUGGGUACAUUUAAGGAGCCAUUUUUAUUUCCUUUUUUGACAUAUAUGGUUAAAUCUUGUCUUGAAAACAAAGUGCAGGAAACGUCUUGAGUUUGACAACAAAAUUCCACAGGCUUUGGAGGGAUAACAGCACAUGAAAGGGGUUUUGGAGCCACUCCCUGGGUGCCUAAAGCUAAAGUACAGAGAAUGGAACCAACUAGGGGGCCUGUUGUCCAGUUUGUAUGCAAAAUAUCACCCCCUCAGUUCCUCCCCCUGCCAGUUCUCCCCCCGUGGAGCCGAGCGUGGAGACCCCAACGUCUCUGUCAGUCUGACUGUUGUAGGUCUGCUCUGCAGUCUGACAUGUAGAUUGACCGGUUACCAUGGAGUGGGUCAUGGAUGUGGGCUGGGGCGCAAUUUACCCAGUAGGCCCCCUGCUUCAUUCAAAGGCCCCAUGCUUAGAGCAUCGAAAGUUUAUGAAAAGAAACAGAAUCAAAAUAUCAUUCAUUUGGAACUUGAUCUUACCACCAAAGUCAAUUUGGGGGACGCGCGGAGAUCCACACAAAGCAUGAUUAACACUAAAGAAAUGUUUCGCCUAUUUUUAGGAACUGGCAUUAUAUUUUAUAUUUGCUUACUAAUUCAAGGGGUUGCUUUCUUGUGUUAAAAAGUUGUGACAAUGUGCUGUGCCAGUAUUUUUUCUUUGUCUUUCAGAUGUAUGUUGAGUGUUGCUCUGUCUAUUCUGGUUUAUGCUUUCAAAGAAUCUAUUAACUCAGUUUGGGAUAGAUAUAUGCCAGAUAUAUAUUGUGAGGCCAAUUUAAUACAGAAACACUAUUGGGGCUUGCUUUAAUGUUUAUAUGCUCUAAUCAAACAAAUAAUGUAGAAAUAAUGAAAAUGAAUGUGCAGAGAAAGGAAAACAUUUUUUUUAAUUAUUAUUACUUUCCUCUACCUAAACAUUAUGAAACAAAUUCACACUGUAAGAAGUAUUUUAUUCUGACAUUACAAAACGAUUUUAAUUUGCACCUGUACGUUAAUAGGAGUAGUAAAGAAAGGAAGAGAGAGACAGAGGGGUAAAAGAAAAGCAGAAAAGGAGAAGCUUCGCAGAAUGAAAGCAUUUUGCCAUAAUCCAAAAAGUAAACAUGUGCCUCAUGGAGGGGAGACAGAAAAAAAUAAAAGCUCCUGCCAGUGCGUCAUACCAAUGAGCGUGUCUCUCCUCUUCCCUUUAAAAUAGUUGAUCUGCCACGCCCACGCCACCAGCCACACUCAGCUGUUACAGUAAGACGCCUUUAGUUUCCACAUGCAUUUAUUCAGCAAUCUGCGGUGCUGAGCAGGAGGGAAGUCUGACAGGGAGUAUCACCACGCGUCGGAUUGAACCCCUUCAGUCAGUUUUGAGCAACUUGUUGCGCAGCUGCUAUUCCUAUCCUCCUCUGUACUGCUGCUGCUGUGCGUUCUCAUCGGCUUCACGGUGGUAGUUUUCUGUAGAGGAAGAACAUAUGGAUGAAGUGAUGAAGCUGGAUAUCGCGGACCCGUGGAGUCGUUUGACCUGUUUGUGUUGGUUUUUAAAGUGAAUGAAGUCCUGCAGCCUACAGUGAAUGUUCGAGUCUCUUUAAUAUGAUCUCAGAGACGGGGGAUGCGGGUCAUGAGCUGGACGCGUCCUUGCCACGGACUAGACUGGAGCCACAGCCUCUUCUACCUGACUUUACUCCUGUGGACCAGACGCAUGAAUGGACUGGCUGACUUUUCAAACUACCUGUCCAGGAUCAUCACCAGUCACUCUGCUCACGCGUGCGAUGGACAGCCUCUGCGGCUCCACUGUCCACGUCACUCCACCAUCUCCAUCCAGUCUGCCUUCUACGGGAGCGGUGAGGUGCGGCUGUGCAGAGCAGACCCUCCACUCAGAGCCCACAACCACAGCUGUUCUGCCUUUACUGCGCUACAGAAGCUGCUGUCAGAGUGUCAGAGCCACAGAGAUUGCCAGCUGCCUGUCAACCACCUGCUGUUUGGGAAGGACCCCUGUCCUGGCACUGCCAAAUACCUCCAUGUGGACUACAAGUGUAAACCAACUGAACACAAAAGACAUGUGGUGUGUGAGGGAGAGAUGAUGACUCUGCGCUGUAAGCCCCCCAGGGUUCUGAACAUCUAUGCAGCUGUCUAUGGGAGAAGUCUGGGUCAGACUGACACCUGCCCCUCACACCUAACAAGACCACCCCCAUUUGAGUGUCUGAACCACGAGGCCAUACACUUGGUGUCCAAGUCAUGCUACAGCAAACAGAAGUGUGUUGUUGCUGUCAGCAACCAGACCUUUAGGGACCCCUGCUUUCCAGGAACCAGGAAGUACCUUAAUGUGGUCUAUUCUUGUGUACCACAGACUCUACUAAAGGAGGCAGACCCUUACAUAUUCAGCUCCACCUCAUCUCCCACUGUGGACACAGUAAAAGCUCCUCCUACAGAUCUGGAGGAGCCUUUUCCCAAAGGGUCAAAAAGGCCAGACAACUCAGGAGCAAUGAUGAGCAACUCUCUCUUGACCUACGCCUACAUCAAAGAGCAUUCAGAAAUGGCAGCGCUGCUGUUCACCUCCAGUGUAUGCAUUGGACUCCUGUUCACGCUGCUGGCUGUGUCAGUCCGAGUGACCUGCAGAGGGCGCCAGCUCAGAGAUCACAGGCUCGCACCCCAGUCUCGUAGCCAGGCUGGCAACUGCCAGGAGGACGCCGAUGAGGAUGAUGAGGAUGAAGAAGAAGAAGAUGAUGAUGAUGAUGAUGAUGAAGAGGGAACAGAAAGCUCUUUGAUCUCAGCCGCGGAAAGGAAGGCGAUGUACGACUGGGAGGAAGUGACUUAUGUGAGCGAGGCAGCUGAACGGGCCGAGAGGAUUGAACGCAGAGAGAUGGUCAUACAGGAGAUAUGGAUGAAUGCCUAUCUGAAUGGCAGUUCGUGUUAACUAAACCGGGACCCCCGGAUGCUGUUCAGCACCUUCAGGUUGUUUUCAGGAUUCUCUGCCGCAGCUCCCAUUCUUUUUAUUAUUAUUAUUAUUAUUAUUAUUAACAAAACAAGAAGCUUGUUUUUUUCUUUACAUUGUAAUGCAGUCAUUCAUAUGUCUUACCAUUUUUGGAGCAGUGCUCACCUUGUGAAGAAUAUAGUGUACAGGUGAAACUGCAGUACUGGAAGCUUAAAGGAUCAACAGGGUUUAAAGCUGUAAAAUAGAUGGUUAUAAAUUCUGUAACUGUUUAAAUCUUGUAUUUAUGAAGCUAAGAUUUCAGGUUGAAAUACUUUGUACUGCUAAAAAAUAAUAGUAAAAUCACUGGUUUUGAUAGAAGUCUCACAGCUGCCAUGUUCAUUUAAAUCAAGUAAAUUUUAUUCAUAUAUGUCACAAAUUUGCCUCAAGGGUCUUUACAGUCUGUACAGCAUACAGCACCCUUUAUCCUUAGACCCUCAAUGGGAAGAUGAAGGAAACCUCAAGAGGAACAAGAGAGGACAAAUCCCUCUGAUGAAAGAUGAUGUGUUUACUGAACAGACCAAGAUAGUAAAAUUACAGUAUGGACAAUCAAAUUGUUCUAUUUUGAAACAUAAAUGAAGACUGUGGAUCUAG
Messenger RNA from Dicentrarchus labrax (European seabass), 3582 nucleotides. RefSeq names its product eva-1 homolog C (C. elegans) (gene eva1c). The record is from RefSeq and is a predicted model, not a curated record. Lineage: Eukaryota; Metazoa; Chordata; Actinopteri; Moronidae. The coding region runs from base 1630 to 2934 and encodes 434 amino acids. Gene Ontology annotation, molecular function: carbohydrate binding. The transcript has 8 exons.